This is a messenger RNA of Leptinotarsa decemlineata (Colorado potato beetle), 1224 nucleotides long. RefSeq names its product leucine rich repeat containing protein 20 sclp (gene Sclp). Gene Ontology annotation, cellular component: cytoplasm. NCBI's taxonomy places the organism in Eukaryota, Metazoa, Arthropoda, Insecta, Coleoptera, Chrysomelidae. The record is from RefSeq and is a predicted model, not a curated record. Gene Ontology annotation, molecular function: protein binding.
CAGCCUCGCACAAAAUAACAAACAUUUGAAUCGAAGCGAUCGCAAAAGUGAUACCAAAAGUGCACCUAACCUAACAAUCGUUCGUUGGAUAUCAGUUUGUGUGAAAAUUUCGGAAGAGAAAUGCGCCCCCCUACGCAAUACCCCCAGGAAAUCGCCGAGGAGGCGGAGAGCGAGCCCGAUCCCAGGCUGGGAGCUAUGAUGAUCUCGGCAAGGUUAGCCGGAAGAGCCGUCAUCAGGGUCGUGGGUCGGUGCAACGAAGCCAAGGAAAAUGAGAAUCUCGAUCUAUCGAACUGUCAACUAAUGCAAGUACCAGACGCAGUCUACCACCUGAUGAGGCAUACAGAACUGAAAUCCUGUGAUCUCAGCGACAAUGUUAUCACCAAAAUACCUCCAAAGUUUGCCACGAAAUUCAAUCUCAUAUCGGAUCUGAAUCUGUCACACAAUCAAAUGUCAAAACUGCCAGACGAGUGUGAAGAAAUGGGAUCGCUAGAAAGGUUGGACAUCUCGCACAAUACGUUCAUAUCUCUUCCAAACUGUAUAUUCAAAAUUCCGAAGCUGAGACAGCUCAACGCCAGUAAUAAUCACAUAGUCGACAUAGAUGUGGAUUAUCUCCGAGAGUCGUCUCUAGAAUCCAUAGACUUGAGCAACAAUCCAAUAGCACCUCGAAUACAUGAGCAGCUAUCGAACAUUACCAAUAUCAAUGUAUUAUUGUCGCCAAGAAAGAAAGAGGACUGGGAAGAUCUCACCAUAUAAUUUAUUUUCUCGUAAUUUUUGCCAUUGUGACUUUACCAAAUACUGCUCAGAUAUGAUUUAUGUACAAAGCCCCAGAAAUAUAAGCUUUAACGGCGAACACCCCGUAAAGGUGUGUUGAAAUGGGUGCAGCAUCCGAAGCAGUUUAGUGAAGAUUAAAUCCACAUGAUGAUCUAUCAAAGUAUUUGUAUUUUUAUAAGGUUCCUAGAGCUAGUAAGAUCAAGACGUACUAAUUUAUGGUACUUAUUUUCUCAAGUACUUGCUGUGUGACAAUUUUUUGUACUGACUUUAUAUUGAUUAUUGAUAUGUGUUGUUCUCAUUAUGUAUUUUAUUUCAGAAUUUGACAUUGAUAUUGGCUACCAUCUAGUCAUGUUGUGAUAGGGAUAUUUAAUAUCCUUUUAUUUUUUAGUGAUUAGAUGUCUUGUCCAAAAGUGUCAAAUAAAGAUGAAGAAACAAUAUAUUUUUUUCUAUCGA